AGAAGUUCGCGCAAAGCUUCUGUAAAGUGUCUCUCGUGGGGCGCGGAGGGGGGAAGAAACACCGGCAGGCAGCAGCCGUUCUGGGUCGCUUUGGGUUUCCUUUCCUGUCUCUCCCCUUCUGGAUGAGUCCAGAAUUGAUUCUGGAUCGUUGCUGUGGGAAAAGGCUUGUUCGCCUCCCGCCGCCGCUUGAGAACUCUUCCCCGCUCCAAUUAGGCGGUAGGUAGGCAUUGCCUCCUCAGAGCUCAGCCGGAUCCUCCGCAUCUUUUGCCGCUGGCCCAAGAUUUUCCAUCCCGUCUCCUUCCAAGGCGGAGAAGAAAUGAUCUCACUCGGCCCGUGGAAUGGAGACAGCUGGCACGCGUGAAAACCUGAAGGCACCGCGGGACUCGCAUCCCGGAGCCUAAGCCCUGCGAGCGUUCUCGGUCGCCUUUGCGAGCCGCGCGGGACUCGGCAGCGGCGGCGGAGGUGCCUCGGAGGAGGCAAGUUUUCCCCUAUGGCUGGGCUAUACAGCUCGCCUUUGAAGACCCUGGAAGAUCUAACCUUGGACUCCGGGUAUGGGGCAGGGGACUCCUGCAGGUCCCUCAGCCUCUCGUCCUGCAAGUCCAACAGCCAAGCCUUGCCCUCGUCUCAACCCCGGGGCAACUGGUGGUACUAUUCGGGCUCCAUGAACAGCCGCAACAACAGCUGGGACACCGUCAACACUGUCUUGCCGGAGGAUCCCGAAGUCGCCGAUAUCUUCGCCAAAUGCGCCAAGCUGCCCGACCUGGAGGAAUUCCCUUGGAGCGAAGAAGACGUGGAGAAGAUCCUGCGGAAGGGGAAGGAGGCGACCCAGGGGGGAGGCUUCAGCCCAGAAGCCGCGAGGAGGCUGUCGAUGCUCCUCCGGAGGCCGCUGAUCCGGAUCUCCCGGGAGGCGCAACGCCUGAGCGUGAUGCACGCCAAGUGCACCCGCUUCGAGAUCCAGAGUGCCAUCAAGCUGAUCCAGAGCUGGUCCCUGGCGGAAAGUUGCGUUCUGGCCACCGUCAAGGCUCUUUCGCUGUACAGUAUGAGCGCCGGGGACGGCUUGAGGAAAGGCAAAUCGGCCCGCUGUGGCCUCACCUUCUCCGUCGGGCGCUUCUUCAGGUGGAUGGUAGACACUCGGAUCUCGGUUCGGAUCCACGAGUACGCGGCCAUCGCUCUGGCCUCUUGCAUGGAGAACCUGGUGGAGGAGAUCAAGGGCCGGGUCCUGGCCAGCCAAAACCCAGACGGAGACGGGGCAGGAAGUGAGGUCUCCUCCGAAGUCCUCGAGGCGGUGAUCAACAACGACGCGGAGCUUUGGGGCGUCCUGCAGCCUUACGAGCAUCUCAUCUGCGGGAAGAACGCCAACGGUGUGCUUUCUCUGCCUGCCUACUUCAGUCCUUACAACGAUGGAUCGAUAUGCAGCAAUGGAAGAGCUGAUGCUUAUGCCCAGCUAGAACUUCGGACUCUAGAACAAUCUCUCCUGGCAACUUGCGUUGGAAGCAUCUCUGAAUUGAGUGAUUUGGUAUCACGAGCAAUGCACCACAUGCAGUGUUUGACUACCCUUCGUCCUGGCAUGAGCCCUGUUCGGCAAACCAGGCAACAGCAACCACCCAUCACCUGGUCCCCCGAUGCCCUCCAUACCCUUUACUACUUUCUACGCUGCCCUCAGAUGGAAUCCAUGGAGAACCCCAACCUGGAUCCACCAAGGAUGGCCUUGAGUAAUGAACGGCCAUUCAUGCUUUUGCCCCCUCUGAUGGAAUGGAUGCGAGUAGCUAUAACCUAUGCUGAGCACCGGCGCAGUUUAACUGUACACAGUGAUGAUAUACGACAGACAGCUAGGCUGCUGUUACCUGGAUUGGACUGUGAACCUCGGCAAUUGAAGCAAGAAGGAGAAGCCUUUGAGGAAAAUUCAGUUGGAAUUGAAGAUCAAAAAAUUUCAUGGAGACUUGAGCAACUUGAAGAACUUAAGGCAAGGUCAGCGAAAGAACAAGCAGGUCAAAAGCAGCCUGGAGCAAGAUAUAAUUUGGAGAAUAAGGAGAUUGCGAUAUCUCCCUGCCUCCAUUUCUUCUUCAUAUUCCCUGUUGUUGUUGUUUUACAGCUGCUGCUGGAUGCAGGGGCCCAUGUUGAAGGUUCUGCUGUCAACAGUGGAGAAGACAACUAUGCUGAGACACCACUUCAACUGGCCUCAGCAGCAGGCAACUAUGAGCUGGUCAGUUUGCUACUGAGCCGAGGAGCUGAUCCCCUUCUGAGUAUGCUGGAGGCCAAUGGGAUCUCCUCAUCACUUCAUGAAGACAUGAACUGUUUCAGCCAUGCUGCUGCUCAUGGACACAGAAAUGUUCUGCGCAAGCUGUUGACCCAACCACAGCAGUCAAAGGGAGAUGUUCUCUCCCUGGAGGAGAUUUUAGCAGAGGGUGUGGAAAGUGAUACUUCCAGCCAAGGAAGUUCUAAUGAGGGCCAAGUUAAGUUAUGCAAAACCAGAAUGAAAGCAUUACAGGAGGCCAUGUAUUACAGUGCCGAGCAUGGCUAUGUCGAUAUCACAAUGGAACUGAGAGUACUUGGAAUCCCAUGGAAGCUGCAUGUAUGGAUUGAGUCACUACGAACAACUUUUUAUCAGUCUCGUUAUUCAGUGGUACAGAAUCUCCUACGGGAAUUUGUCACCAUUAAAGAAGAAGAAUACAAUGAAGAGUUAGUGAAUGAAGGACUGAAACUAAUGUUUGAAAUUCUCAGAACCAGCAAAAAUGACUCAAUCAGCCAGCAUCUCGCAGCUAUCUUUACUCACUGCUAUGGAAGUAGCCCCAUCCCCAGUAUUCCUGAAAUCAGAAAGACACUGCCAGCCCGCCUAGAUCCUCACUUUCUAAAUAACAAAGAUAUGUCUGAUGUGACGUUUCAAGUGGAAGGAAAACUGUUCUAUGCUCAUAAAGUUCUCUUGGUUACUGCUUCAAAUAGGCCAGAAUGCUGCUUUAGUUCCUUCCGGCGAAUGGAUGCAAAGGCUGCUACUGAAAAAUUCCAGCAGGAUCUGGGGUUUCGAAUGUUGAACUGUGGAAGGACUGAUCUGAUUAACCAAGCUAUAGAAGCCUUAGGACCCGAAGGAGUUAAUACAAUGGAUGAUCAGGGUAUGACUCCUCUCAUGUAUGCCUGUACUGCUGGAGAUGAAGCCAUGGUGCAGAUGUUGAUUGAUGCUGGAGCAAAUCUGGAUAUACCGGUUCCUGGAAGUUCAUCUCGAUACCCAUCAGUUCAUCCUGAUAGCCGACACUGGACUGCGCUCACUUUUUCUGUAUUACAUGGCCAUAUCUCAGUCGUCCAGCUGCUGCUGGAUGCAGGGGCCCAUGUUGAAGGUUCUGCUGUCAACAGUGGAGAAGACAACUAUGCUGAGACACCACUUCAACUGGCCUCAGCAGCAGGCNUACAUAGUACCAAGAAAGGGAUGCAUCCCGGCCAGUUGCUCUCAGCUGCAAGUUUAUUCCAGUUGGAUGGCCUCCAGCGCCACUGCGAGAUACUGUGUGCUCAGACCAUCAAUACUGAAAGUUGUGUUCACAUCUAUAAAUAUGCCAAGAUCCAUAAUGCCCCAGAACUGGCUUCUUUUUGCGAAGGCUUUUUUCUCAAGCAUAUGAACUCCCUGGUGCAGCAGGAAUCGUUCAGGCAGCUCAUCUAUGGCAGGAACAGUAGGGUUCAGGGCCUGGAUCCCCUCCAGGAUUUGCAGUCCACUUUGGCCAGAAGACUUCAUUCCGUUUAUGUAACUUCAAGAGUGUAAUUGCUAAGAUCCGCAGCCCUGCUGUUAAGGAAAGCCCCUGCUCAUUGAACUGCACUGAAAUGGGCCCAUCGUGGCUGCUUCAUCCGGCAGCCCAUCGUGGCUGCUUCAUCCGGCUUCUGAAGACUGUGCCUCUUCCACCACCUCAGCAAACUUAUCCAAAACGCAAGAAAAAUAACUCACAUGCCAGAAUGGUUUUAGCUGAAAACGGAUGAGCAGAAUCUGAGGUGGGAUGCUGCUAUUCUGCUAGGUACGCAUCAGAAAGGAGAACUCAGGGGGAAAUUCACUUCUAAGCAUCCAGAAGAUCACUUAGAAGAAUGCACAAACCAUAGUUGGCAUUUAGCCAGAGGACAGACUGUUUAAAAAAAUGGCUAUGAAUGUAGAAAUUCCAAUUUCUCUCAACUUUGGCUACUCAAAGUUUAAUAUUGGGCUAGCUGAUUCCACCAGAGUGCCAUGCUGCAAACAGAUCCGGCUUUUUGCUUUUUCCAUUCAGACGUGCAGGUUCAGUAGGGGCUAAAGCUAAAAAAAAGAAGAAGCUAGUUUUGAAGAUACAAUAAUAUGCUACCUAACAGAUUCUAGGUUAUUUUGGCCUCGGUUUUUAACUAGCUCUGGCUGUCCAUUUUUGUAUUUAAAGAAACAUAACCUGGUGUCCCUAAUACAGUGUUUCUCAACCUUGGCAACUUGAAGAUGUCCGGACUUCAACUCCAAGAAUUCCCCAGCCAG
Molecule: messenger RNA, 4465 nt
Organism: Thamnophis sirtalis
Lineage: Eukaryota; Metazoa; Chordata; Lepidosauria; Squamata; Natricidae
Source: RefSeq, a predicted model, not a curated record